Molecule: messenger RNA, 1981 nt
Organism: Pocillopora damicornis (cauliflower coral)
Lineage: Eukaryota; Metazoa; Cnidaria; Anthozoa; Scleractinia; Pocilloporidae
Molecular function (GO): oligosaccharide binding; extracellular matrix structural constituent
Source: RefSeq, a predicted model, not a curated record
CGUAUCUGUGAGUUGAAUGAUAAAACGCGGCAGAUGAAGCCAGAGGAUUUUAGACAAAGGAUAGGAUCUACAUACUAUAGCUCUGCUCAGACUUCCUGCAUGGAUAUUUCUCGUGAGCAAAGGCGACCCACUAAGAGCGCUCAGUGUCAUCCGGGAUACCAAGGAACACGGUGCCAAAUGCCUCCCGUGGUGAGAGUAUUCAUCCGCAGUGAAGGUUGCGAGGAUCUAGGAAUUGCAGAAAACUCUUGUGGCAUUGCUUACAUCAAAGUGAAUGGCAAAGAUUAUUCUCCACACAUCAGAGGCCAUAACGUGGUUGUUAUCAACGCUAUGACAGGUAUUAUAAUCAAGAUCGGAGAUAAAGCGCGCUGUCAUUUGUUGAAAGAGCGCUCUAUCAGGGUACAAAAGACAGAGUUGAGUCACGCCAUCUACCAAUUUGUACUAUGUUCCACCAUUUCCCGUACUUUUCUCUUGCUUUUUUUCGCAUCAUCAGAAGCUAUUAAAGGCUUAUAUUACAAUCAGCCUGGCCAUUCCUGCAAGGACAUCCGGGACUCCGGAUAUUCCGUUGGAGAUGGGGAGUACUGGAUCGACCCUGAGAAGAACGGAAACCCUUUAAAGGUCUACUGUGACAUGACAACUGAUGGAGGAGGCUGGCUUCUUGUUUCCAACGUUGUGGUAGACGACCCAUCCUCGCGACAGCUUUGGAUUGCGUCAUCAUACCGCGAGAUCAGCAACUGCCACUGGAACAAAACGUUGUUCAUCACAGAAUAUGCCAUGAAAGAACUGAGAACAAACUUGUCUUUCACUCAGCUGAGAUUCCACUGCAACAAACAAAAAGGACGAAUGAUCCACGUGACCACAACUGCAAACAGCUCUGGUGAAGCUGUAGUCCAGUACUUCAGCGGUCAGACGGAUACGCGACCUUUGGCGUGUGGCUCGUUUAAUAGAAUGAAAGAUGAUAACUCCAAUAUAACUGGAGUCUGUCACCAAUGGCAAGGCCAGAAGUGGGGUCGUCUAUUGGCGGCAAAUGGGACAUUGAACGACCAUGCCUUUUAUGUCAGUUACAAAUAUCACUGGUCGUUGACUCCUGGAGAUCAAAGAUGGGAGUGUGACGACUAUAUUUAUGACGGAUUUUUUGCAUUGUCCUCUGGCGAUUUCUGGAAAGUCUUUGUUCGUUAAGGCCUGGAAACACCUACAUCCGCUUCCACUUUUCCUGUGAAACUUUUCUCUGCAAAGUAAGACAUCAUGAUCAUCGGAUAACUGUAACGAGCUUUCAAACUUUUUUUAUUUGUUUUUUAUCAUUCGAACAAUUUGCGAGGUUUUCGUUUUUAUAUUUCGUGUGUUAGUUUGUGGCCUGAAUGUCACGGAGGAGUUGGUAUUUCACCCCUUAAAUACCAUAGUAGUGACUAACUUAUAACUUCUCCAUACAGUAUCACCCUUGAAUUAAAUAUUGAGGUCAUAGGAAUAAAGGAAAUGAUCACCAGCCUAGGAAGUCCAUAACUGUCAAACAAAUUCUCCUCGGCAGCACCAUAGGAAAUGUAUAGAGAACAGAAUGGUGAACAUCCAUACUGAUGAUAGGGUGUUAAGAGUUAAAAUCUUUUUAUCUUUCAAAGUAAACCCGACCCAAAAGAUUUGUUCAUCUAUCUGUUUUUUCACCUUUUUUUUCGCGGGACGUCAUUGUUUUAUUGCCGCGAAGGAGGAGGGGGGAGGGAGGGUGUCAGGCGGGGCUGUUCGGAGGAUUUUUGGGGAAUCGCAUGGUUUUCAGGCGAAGCUGAGAUGAUAUUAGUCUUCGGUAACAUAAUAUAUAAAGGAAGGACUGUAGAUAAUCGUUUGCAAAUGAUGGAGGGGGGGAAGUAUUCAUAUACUACGGAGCCUUAGGGGACUAGGUAGAUUGUGUUGUAAAAUCCUCCGACCGAUCUCUACCCCAACCCUCUUCCCCCUUCUGGAGAUAAGAAAUGAUUGGUCCCUUAGUACGGACAAGCGA